Vombatus ursinus (common wombat) is the source of this 2684-nucleotide messenger RNA. It is a transcript of the gene FIZ1, whose product is annotated as FLT3 interacting zinc finger 1. Lineage: Eukaryota; Metazoa; Chordata; Mammalia; Diprotodontia; Vombatidae. The transcript has 3 exons. The coding region runs from base 108 to 1841 and encodes 577 amino acids. The record is from RefSeq and is a predicted model, not a curated record.
AGUGGAGGGGCCCCCCCGGGUGGAAGUGACGCCACCCCCGCGGCCCAAAAUGUCGGCGCCCAGAGGGAGGUAGAUGCCCCAGGCAGGGCACGUGUGGACCCACAGCCAUGGAGGACAGCGGUGUGGACGGUCCUCUCCCUGCGGCCGGCCCGGCCCCGGCACCGACCCCUCCGGUGGCCCCCCGGGUGCCCUUCCACUGCAGCGAGUGCGGGAAGAGCUUCCGCUACCGCUCGGACCUACGGCGCCACUUUGCCCGCCACACGGCUCUCAAGCCCCACGCGUGCCCCCGCUGUGGCAAGGGCUUCAAGCACAGCUUCAACCUGGCCAACCACCUUCGCUCGCACACGGGGGAGCGGCCCUACCGCUGUUCCGCCUGCCCCAAGGGCUUCCGCGACUCCACGGGCCUCCUCCACCACCAGGUGGUCCACACAGGUGAAAAGCCUUACUGCUGCCUGAUCUGUGAGCUGCGCUUCUCCUCCCGAUCCAGCCUGGGCCGUCACCUGAAACGACAGCACCGGGGGAUGGCCCCGCCGACCCCCGCAGGCUUGGGCCCGUCCGGCUUGGUGCCGGGCCUCCUUCCUACCCUGGGGCCCCCUGGUAGCCUCUCAGUCCCAGGUCCGUCCUGUAGCGCCUGCUCUGAUGAGGGCCCCUGCAUGGCCUGUGGGGGUGGCCCAGAGCCCCCCGGUCCUGGGCCAGGGCCCUGGGUGGGCGGCUGGGGGACUGGCGGGACAGGCCCCUUUGUCUGUGGGGCCUGUGGCCGCUGCUUCCUGGCAGGAGCUGAGCUGGCCUCCCAUUGGGCUGCCCACACAGAUGUGAAACCCUUCAAGUGCCCACGUUGUGAGCGCGACUUUAAUGCCCCAGCCCUGUUGGAGCGCCACAAGCUCACCCAUGAUCUCCAGGGCUCCUGGCCUGGGCCUGAGGGCAGGGAGGCGGGGCUGGAAGUUCCUGAGGGGCCCCAGGAGCUCCCCUCCGAGGGGCCCCAGGUGUUUCCCUCUGAGGAUUUACAGGAGUUCCCUGAAGAGGGGCCCCAGGAGUUUCCCUCCGAAGGGUCCCACGAGUUCCUUUCGGAGGAGCCCCAGGAGUUCCCCGAAGAGGAUCUCAAUGAGUUCCACCCUGGGGGGCCCCAGGAGUUCCCUCUGGAGGUGCCCCCAGAGGGGCCCCAGGAGGACCCUGUGGAGAUACCAGAGGAAGUAUCCCAGGAGUUAGCCGGGGAGGUGCCCAUAGAGGUAUGCCAGGAGUUACCUAUGCAGGUACCUGGGGAGGAGGCCCAGGAGGGGCCCUCUGAUCCAGACGUGGAGGCCCCGUUCCCCGUGACCGCUGAGCUGGGCGAGGCCUCCGAGGAGACCCUGUACCAGUGCGACUGCGGGACCUUCUUCGCCUCGGCGGCAGCCCUGGCCGCCCACCUGGAUGCCCACUCGGGCCCAGCGUCCUGCGUCUGUGGGGUGUGCGGGGCGGUCUAUGGGGCGGUAGCGGCCCUGGAGGAGCACCACCACGGGAGCCACGGGGCUGGGCCUUCUCCAGGGGGGCCCCCGGCCGGCUCUGGCCGUACCCCAGCAGCUCUGGCGGCGGCGGCCGCUGGGAAGAAGGUUUUCAGCUGCUCCGAGUGCGAGAAGCUCUUCCGUUCCCCGAGGGACCUGGAGAGGCAUGUGCUGGUCCACACCGGGGAGAAGCCCUUCCCGUGCCUGGAGUGCGGCAAGUUCUUCCGGCAUGAGUGCUACCUCAAGCGUCACCGGCUGCUGCACGGGCCCGAGCGGCCCUUCCCCUGCCACGUCUGCGGCAAGGGCUUCAUCACUCUCAGCAACCUCUCCCGUCACCUGAAACUGCACCGAGGGAUGGACUGAGCAGCCCCCUGUCCUGGAGAGCCUCCUGGCCUGAGUGGGACCAAGGGAACCUUGGAAUUGGAGGGGGAGAGGAGAGGGCUUCUGGUCUGGAGGGACCCCCCAACGUGAGGGCCGGGGGAGGGAAACUGAGAGCUGGGGAAGCCUUGGGACCCAGCCCUGGGUCAGGGAAGACCCCAAGGCCCCUGGCCCCUGGCAGAGCCUCCUGUCCUGAGAGAGCCUUGGAACACAUCCACCUGGCUCUGGACCUCGCCUUCUUCACUCUCCAGGAAGGGCCCUCCCACCCAAGCCAAUCCCCGAAGGAAGGAGGAUGGCACAGGGACCCCAGAGAAGGGGCUGAGCCUGGUGCCCCUGCCUGCCCCCACCUCUGCCCUCAGAGCUGCUGUGGGCUGUGCUCUCUGACACCCCCUCAUGCAAGGCGGACUGCUCUGAAUGGACAGAACCAGUCCGGAUAAGGCUUUCACCUCAUUCCCCCUUCUCCCAUGGACCAGUCUAGAGGCUGUCAACCUUACCCCCUUAGAAUGAAUUAACCAAGUUUGUCCUUUAUGUAGAAUGUGGACUGGUUCCCAACCCCGCUGCCCUCCCCCUUUCCCCAUGCCUCCCCCUCUGUCCUUCCCACAAGGAAUGGGCUUCCUUCCAGCCUGGGAAUAUCCCCUGUGUCCUCUGUGGGUUUUGGGUCUCUCUCUGUCUCUCCCGUUUGUGUCUGUCUCUGUGUCCCCCCCCCCCCACAGGCCGGUCCCCGAGGACAGGGGUGACUCAUCUGGAGGUCCUCCUGUGUGAGCAUCUGCUUGCCUCCUCUCCUUCCCCACGUCCUCAGGACCCUUAAUAAACUGGCCUGACACUUAC